Messenger RNA from Cuscuta campestris, 1358 nucleotides. NCBI's taxonomy places the organism in Eukaryota, Viridiplantae, Streptophyta, Magnoliopsida, Solanales, Convolvulaceae. The record is from the annotation of a GenBank genome assembly.
GGUACGCAGUAAAAUCCCCCACAGUACUAAAAUAUUUGAUACGGUAUCGGUACGAGGUAAAUAGUCUCUGCAUUACCAUGCUCAGCCCUAUGCAAUGGGCAAUAUGGCGACUCGUUGAGUUUUCCUCCUCCCACCUGAGUGAGUUCUGAAUUCUCUUAAACCCCAUCAUGGCUGCAAAUUUCUGGACCUCAUCUCACUACAAGAAUCUUCUGGAUCCUGAAGAGGUGGAUGUUGCUCAUCAGAUUGAGAAGGAAAGAGGCAUCACCCUUGAGGAUCGCAAGCUCAUCAAGCUCCAUAUGUCUAAUUACAUGACAAGACUAGCUCAAAAUGUAAAAGUAAGACAAAGGGUUGUAGCUACUGCCAUUUCGUAUAUGAGACGUGUUUACGUCAGAAAGAGUAUGAUUGAGUAUGAUCCUCGCCUGGUUGCUCCGGCCUGCUUAUACUUGGCAUCAAAAGCUGAAGAGAGCACAAUGCAGGCUAGGCAUCUUGUGUUUUACAUCAAGAAAUUAUAUUCCGAUGAGAAGUAUAGAUAUGAAGUAAAGGACAUCCUUGAAAUGGAAAUGAAGCUUUUGGAAGCUCUCAACUAUUACCUUGUUGUAUUCCAUCCAUACCGGUCUCUAACACCGUUGCUUCAAGAUGCUGGCAUGAGCGACUCAACUCAACUGAUAUGGGGAAUUGUGAACGAUACAUAUAAGAUGGAUCUGAUUCUUAUACACCCACCACACUUGAUAGCACUAGCAUGCAUUUACAUAGGGAGUGCAUUGAAGGACAAGGAGACCACUCCCUGGUUUGAAGAGCUUCAAGCUGACAUGAACAUGGUGAAAAACAUUGCAAUGGAAAUAUUAGAUUUUUAUGAUUGCCACAAGAUGAUCACAGAUGAAAGGGUGAAUGCGGCAAUGAGCAAGCUUAUUGGCAGAUGACAUGCGCGGUGACACCUGCAAAUCACUGCUGGUAUUGCACCUAGCAUGACUCUGAAUAACAUUCCGUACUUGAAGAUUAAUGAGACAUUAUUGCUUACAAAUAUCUACGAAGAUACACGCCACAAAUGCAGUUCUGUAUGAGAAUCUUGGAAAACUUAUUAUUAAGGAAAGAAUAACAAUUACUGUGGUUUGGUGUGGCAACCACACCAAACCGAGCCUAACACGAGGAUGUUGGAUAUAUUGUAUAAUGAUUGAAAGUUCAAAACGCUAAAGGAUGAAUAACAAUUACUGUGGUGUGGUUUACCCCUUUGGUUCUCAGAUGCCUUCUUCUAGAGCAAGAACAUGAAUCAUCAACCAUGGAAUCCCUUCCCCUUUAGAUGGAUAUGAUCUGGAAUUGUGGAAGUUGGGUAGUAGUUUGGGUCUUAGCUCAUAGUUUUU